Messenger RNA from Vespula pensylvanica (western yellowjacket), 1913 nucleotides. RefSeq names its product origin recognition complex subunit 2 (gene Orc2). NCBI's taxonomy places the organism in Eukaryota, Metazoa, Arthropoda, Insecta, Hymenoptera, Vespidae. The coding region runs from base 136 to 1815 and encodes 559 amino acids. Gene Ontology annotation, biological process: DNA replication. Gene Ontology annotation, cellular component: nuclear origin of replication recognition complex; nucleus. The transcript is spliced from 9 exons. Gene Ontology annotation, molecular function: DNA replication origin binding. The record is from RefSeq and is a predicted model, not a curated record.
ACUAAAGUAAACUUCAAAUUUACCUCGUAGCUGUAAAUUAGAAUAAUUGCUAGUAAACGUAGAGAUAUAGUAAUGUAUAAAAAAAAAAACAUUAAGAUUGUUUUAAUUUAUGUGAUAAAAUUACAAAACUAGAAAAUGGCAGAAAAUAAUGAAAAGUUACGACGUUCUACUAGAAUAAAAUUACUUAGUAAACCUGAACAAAUUGAAACGAUUAAACAAAAUCCUCAAAACAAAUUCAAAAUUGAUUCUAAAACAAGAGAAAAAAAUCUCGAUCUUUCUUUUAAAGAAGAAAUAGAAGAAGAGAUCAAAGAUAUUGAUAAAGAUAUACAAAAACCAAUUGAAUUAUUUAGUGAAAAUGAUGUUAGUGGUAAAAAUAUAUAUCAAUUUGAAACACUUAAAAAAAAUAGCAUGGUACAAAGAGCAUAUUUGUCCCGUAAAUCAUUUGAUAUGCAAAAGUCUCCGAUAUCCCAAGUUGAAGCUAGCGAAGAUACUGAUAUAAAAAAUAAUAGUAUUAACAAAUCAAUUAAUAGAAGAAAAAGUCUUUCUCAGAAAGAGAUAUUUUCAAGCGAUAGCGAGAGUGUAUCUGAAGAAAGUGAAUUUGUACCUUCGGAAAAUGAAACGGAUAUAGAGUCAGAGCAUGAAAGUAGUGAUUAUUCUAAUUCAAGUAAUAAUAUAGAUUUUACCAAACAAUUUAAUUUAAAAACUAGAUUAUGUAAAUCCAAUCUACAAUCUAAGAUAAUAAGUACUCCAAGAAGAUCACAGGCUAAAUAUAAAACUCCUUGCAAAGAUUAUCAUAUAAAAACUGACGAAUAUUUUGAGAAUCAAUCACAAAGAGCCGUUACAUCAAAUCAUACGCUUGCUCGUCUUCGUAAUUCCCAAUUUAGCAGAGAUAAAUUACAAAAAUUAUUAGCAAAUCAGAAUCAUAUCACGAAAGAACACAAAAAUCUUAUCUAUUCUCUUACAGAAGAUCAUUGUGAAUUCUUUUCUAUGUGGUACUUUAUUAUGGAAGAAGGAUAUACUUUGUUGUUGCAUGGUCUGGGAUCAAAAAGAAAUUUAAUUAACGAUUUUCAUAACCAAUUUAUUUCUGAACAUCCAACUUUAGUAAUCGAUGGUUUUUUUCCUAGUUUAACGAUAAAAGAUAUUCUUGAUGGUAUAAUAAUAGAUAUUUUGGGAUUGAGUGUGCCAACUGGUACAACAGAAUCUAUUGAACUCAUUAGCAAAGUAUUAAAGAAGAAUCCAAAGGAUCGAUUAUAUUUAUUAAUUCAUAAUAUAGAUGGUAUAAUGUUGCGCUCUAACAAAGCACAGGAUGCUCUUUCAACUCUUGCUAGAAUACCAAACCUUUGUAUAAUGGCAUCUAUUGAUCAUAUAAAUGCACCACUUUUAUGGGAUCAUAUGAAGCAUUCAAAGUAUAAUUUUUAUUGGUGGGAUGCUACAACGCUUUUGCCAUAUGAAGCAGAGACUUCGUAUGAAAGUUCUCUGUUAAUACAACACAGCGGAGCUCUUGCUUUAUCAUCCCUUCAGAACGUAUUCCUCUCUUUGACAUCAAAUGCUCGAGCUAUAUAUAAACUCUUAAUACAGUAUCAGUUGGAUAAUAGCAAUACUAGUGAUUUUUCAGGAAUGGCAUUUAAGGAUUUAUAUCGAAUAUCACGAGAAGGUUUUCUUGUGAGUACUGAUUUAGCUCUGAGAGCACAAUUAACAGAAUUCAUAGAUCAUAAAUUAGUACGAACGAAACGUAACAAGGAUGGUACGGAAUGUCUAAUAAUUCCACUUAAUAAUAAUUUGUUGAAACAAUUCCUUGAGCAACAUGAAAACUAAUGUAUAUUAUACAUAUUUAUUUUUAUAUAUUAAGUUAAAGUAAAUAUAAUUUUAUAAUAUUUUACACAUUCUUAAAGAUAAGAGAUAAAUAAAAGAAU